Molecule: messenger RNA, 1143 nt
Organism: Salvia miltiorrhiza (redroot sage)
Lineage: Eukaryota; Viridiplantae; Streptophyta; Magnoliopsida; Lamiales; Lamiaceae
Exons: 6
Coding region: 416-943 (175 amino acids)
Molecular function (GO): calcium ion binding
Source: RefSeq, a predicted model, not a curated record
UCCAAGGCUAACUCGAAAGUCGAAACUAAUUUACGUGAAGCUAUCUAGAUUGAAGACAUUCGAUGGAGCCUAAAUUUGUCUGAUCCAAUCAACUACUUCCCGAUAAACAUAAAAUUCCUCGCCACCUUCAACAAACAAACAAAUCUUUCUUUUCUGGGCUGCGGUGAUGACUAAGCAGUCUCAAUCCACUUUUCCAUUUUAAUCCAACCAAAUUUCUCAAUACUCUUAUCUCUUUUAUCUCUUUUUAUUUCACUCUCAUUCUCUCCCUUUUGUAUAUUCUCGAAUUUAAAUUAUAGGUUUUCAAAUUUCACUUUUUCGGAGGGGGGCUAAAGAUGCGAUUUUGAUCAGUGGGCUUCCUUUAUAUUUGCUCGAUUUUUGGAUUAUCUUAUUGCAGGUUGAUUUAUAAUUUUUAGCAAUGGGGAGUGCGUCAUCGGUAUUGACUCAGUAUGAUAUUGAAGAAGUUCAAGAACACUGUAAUCAUCUAUUUACUCAGCAAGAAAUAGUGUCUCUGUACAAAAGAUUUUGCCAACUAGAUAGGAAUUCCAAAGGGUUCAUAUCAACUGAUGAGUUCUUAUCUGUACCUGAGUUUGCAAUGAAUCCACUUUCUCAGAGGUUGCUUAAAAUGGCAGAUGGGCUGAAUUUCAAGGACUUUGUUGCAUUCUUGUCUGCUUUCAGUGCUAAAGCAACUGUACCACAGAAAAUCGAGAUUAUCUUUAAAGUAUACGAUUCUGAUUGCAACGGGAAGGUGACUUUCAAAGACCUAAUAGAAGUGCUCCAGGAUUUGAGUGGCACGUUUAUAUCAGACAAGCAGCGAGAGGAAGUUCUAAGUCAGCUGUUGCAAGAAGCUGGUUACACAAAAGAGUCUUCUCUUCUGUUGGACGACUUCGUCAAGAUACUGGAACAUCCAGGAUUGAAAAUGGAGGUGGAAAUCCCAGUGGAUUAGCCUCAUCUUCAAAUUCCAUUGAAAUAUAUAGCAACUACUUGUAUAUGAGCACAAUUGCAACAUCAUACUAGUAUUUAUUACCUUCUUUUCUCUUUGAAGAAAACUCUUCAAUAAACAGAGGAAAUAAGAGAGAUGUAUCUAAAUAAUUCUGAGUCUUGCUGACUUGCUUAUCUUUUGAUAUGUAUUGUCACGUUCAUGUA